GAGCGGAGCUUUGCUCCGCGUGUCGCGGAGCGCGCCAUGCAUGGCCCUAUGCCUCCUUUGGCUUGUCGCUUCCGUGGCUGUGGCGUCGGCUUCGAACGCCUCCGACGUGCCGAAGGAGCACGAGCGCUUCUUCGACUUCCUGAUGCACACCACGGGAGACCAGCCAGAGCUACGACACUAUUUGGUGAGGAAGCUGCUGCUGCAUCUCGCCACGGACCCCUGGCGCCCCAGGUCCCCGUGCCCCCGCUGGCGCCCCCAGAAGCGCCCGGCGGAAGCGGAAGCCGCGGCUUCCGACGAAGCGAAGCGGGGCUUGCUGGUGGUGGCGAUGAUCGCGGUGCCGGUGGAGGCCUUUGCCUGGCGCCGCAUGGUGCGCGCCACGCUUCAGGACCUCGCCGGGCCGCUGGAUUUGGGCCACGCCUGGCGCCGGGUUUCCAGCGGCGCCGAGGUGAGGCCCCGCUUCGCGGUGGGGGCGCACGCCGGGUCCGCGCUGCGGAGCCGCGUGGAGCGCGAGGCGGCCGAGUUCGGAGACAUGGCGAUCCUGAACAUGACAGACAGCUUCGAGACGGCCGGUCAGAACUCUGAGAAGACGUGGCUGUCCUUUCAGUGGGCGCUGCAAAGAUAUCCCGAUGCCCAGCUGAUCUUUCACCAAGACGGCGACACGGUGGUGGACUGGCGCCAGGCGCUGCCGCGGCUGCUGCGGGCGGUGCUGGGCCCCGAAGUUCUCUCCCGGCCCCUGGAGGAGGAGGCGCUCCAGCGGCUGCAGCUGGGCCGGCUCUGCGAGCGCACCCCCACGCACCUGCUGGCGGGCUGCCCCGGCGCGGUGGAGUUGGAGCCCUGCGGCGCCGGCUCGCUCUACGGCUUCUCAGGCGGUGGACCCCCCAAGUCGUGGGGCGUGCGCGGCUCACGAGCCACGCGGCUCACGAGCGUGGGCUCGCCACGCUCGUGA
Molecule: messenger RNA, 946 nt
Organism: Effrenium voratum
Lineage: Eukaryota; Dinophyceae; Suessiales; Symbiodiniaceae
Source: the annotation of a GenBank genome assembly